Molecule: messenger RNA, 1490 nt
Organism: Neofelis nebulosa (Clouded leopard)
Lineage: Eukaryota; Metazoa; Chordata; Mammalia; Carnivora; Felidae
Gene: PNMA8C
Product: PNMA family member 8C
Exons: 2
Coding region: 488-1102 (204 amino acids)
Source: RefSeq, a predicted model, not a curated record
CACUGAGGGCGGCCGCUGGGCCAGCCAGCUUGCCUUCUGGGCCCCCACCCACGACACCCCGGUGGCAGCAGCCCCAGGGAGAUCCGGCCUCCCAGAUCCGCUGAGACCGCCAGGGCCGGCGAGACCUUUGGAGACCAUCCCCAAGAAAGGACAGCGCAUCUCCGGGCCCUCCUCGGUGCGGCCUUGCCCAGGCUGGGGGGGGAGCCCCCAGCCGGCUGGCAGACGGCACCUCCAUUUCACUCGGCCUCAGUCCCCGGGAUCUCCCGAGAGCCCCCUCAGGGGAAGGUUUACAAGAAACCUGGACCCCGGGGCCCUGUGGGCAGGGCCAGGGGCCUCGUCGACUAGAGGGACCGACCGGGCCCCUUGCGGCCUCUCUCCGGCUCAGCCUUUGCGAGGGGAUCGUGGCAUCCUGGAUCGCCUUCCGGAUCCCCGAGGCAGCUCGGGGGUGCCCCAGCGGGCAUACUGCUGCCUCCGCGAGCUGGGCAGGAUGCUGUUCGGGGUGAAGGACAUCGCCCUGUUGGAGCACGGGUGCAAGGCUCUGGAGGUGGACAGUUACAAGUCCCUGAUGAUCCUGGAUAUCCCGGAAGACUGCGACCACGAGGAAUUCGAAGACAUCAUACGGGCCCCCCUGAGACCUCUGGGCAAGUUCGAAGUGGCUGGGAAGGCCUUUCUGGAAGAAGAGAGGUCCAAGGCAGCCAUCAUCAGGCUGGCGGAGGACCUCAAUUAUGCCGUCAUCCCCAGGGAGAUCAAGGGCAAGGGCGGCCUGUGGAGGGUGGUCUACAUGCCCCGGAAGCAGGACAUUGAAUUCCUGACCAAGCUGAACCUCUUCCUGCAGAGCGAGGGCAGGACGGUGGAGGACAUGGCCCGGGUCCUGAGGCAGGAAUUGUGCCCCGCAGUGACGGGCCCCAGAGAGCCACCUGCCAGAAAGUGCCGCGCGCCCCCCGGGGCCGGGGAGAAGCAGCCCGGGGCUGGGACCGCCAGGGCGGAUGCGGCGCCGCCUCUGGACUCCACGGAGAAGCCGAGCAAGCCUGGAGAUGACAAGAGAGGCAAGAGGAAGCAUAAGAAAAACCGGCGAAGGCACCAUGCAUCUGACAAGCUGUGAGUCUCUCCCCAGUGUUCGGUGGGAUUCUCCAGAGGCUACGCGGCGUGGCGAUGUUGCAACUGGCUGAAUGCAGAAGCAGGUAGGAGGGUCCAGUAACCUCUGUUGAAUCAGACACGAAGGAGAUUUGCAAGAACGUAACACAACGCCGUUCUCCUCUUGAAUUGGUUGAUUUGGGAAAAUAAUAGCUAUUUAAUCAAUUAAUUAAUUUAGUUUUUUGAUGUUUUCAUGCAUCUUUGAGAGAAAGAGAGAGACAGAGCGCGAGCAGGGGAGGGGCAGAGAGAGAGGGAGACACAGAAUCGGAAGCAGGCUCCAGGCUCCGAGCCGUCAGCACAGAGCCCGACGCGGGCCUCGAACCCACGGACCGCGAGAUCGUGACCUGAGCCGAAGU